GAAAAGCAGGGGCUUGUUUUCUGGUUGGUGGUUGAUUGCAGGUGGCUUACAACCCGGGAAGGAAUCGAAGUUAAGAAUUUUGUGAAAAUUGUCAAAGGAAUUAAAGUCGUGCAAUGGAAGACAACAGACAGAUUGUGACUACAAGGGAAAAUAGUUCACUAUCUUUUCAGGAACUGAAAUCGAUCUAAAGAAGAACAAUAUGGCAAUAGCAUAUUUGUUUCAAGCUUUGUCAGAAGAGAUCUUUGCUGACAUUAACACAAUGCCGUUUCAAGAAGCGGUGGGCAGAUUGAAAGCAUUCGAGGAACGCAUCAGAAAGCCAACUGAGGAAGGAGAUACACAUGGUAAACUACUAUUCACUAAAGGUGAUGGAAAAGAGAAGGUUCAGGAGCAGAAAUGUGAGCAUUGUGGUUGCUGGAGCUCAAACCGAGAAGACUUUGGACGUGGCCGAGCAGGCGGCUCGCUUUUCCCUUUCUUCGUUCUUGAGACCUCGAAACCCUAGCUCCUGGUUUCUUCAAAAGCUUUUCCUCGGAAUUUCUACCGCGAUUUUUAAGUCAAGGAUUCUUCUAAACCUUUGUUCUGUUUUUCCGAAAUCGAGAUUUCCGAUUAGUAAUUUUUUUUUCUUAAAACAAACUUUUCUUUUUAAAUCGAACUUCAAAUCGAUCCGAUCUGAGGAUGUCGAGGUGCUUUCCGUAUCCUCCACCCGGCUAUACGAUUACAAGAAGCAAUGAAGAAGCCGCCUUGAUCGAAUCGAUUAAGGUUUGUUGAAAGAGCACCUAGAUUUACAUGUGUUUAAUGCUCUUUGUAUCGGCUGCUUUGUUGAUGCUAAUCGCCUUGUGCGGGCAACUGGGAUUUGGAUUUGGUGGGAUUGGGAAUUCGGGGAGGGUGUUGUACUGACUCAUGUCCUGUGUGCGUAGGGUUUUGUGUACUUUGGGUUCCAGAUUUGCAUUAAUGUAUCCUGCAUAUACAGAUGCUUAGGUUUAGGCCUUAGGGUUGUUUGAAUUUGUGAUGGAAAGAAUUGAAAUUCAACUUCUUGAGUUUGCAUUGGCUAAGAAGUGGUUUCAUCUAUGACUUCCAAUGAUAUUCUUGUGUUUCAAUGCCAAUACAUCUCAGCCAGGUUGUUUUUUUGUCAUGUGUCUUUGUUUUUAACUAAGACCAAAGCCAUAUCACUGGAAAGGGGUGGCUGUGAAACUCUUCUUUUGGCAGAUUAUCAUUCGUGGGAUAAACUCCAUUGCCUAGGUUUUACUAUGGACCCCCUUUCGACCAAGUUGUGUUUGGUAGGGCUUAUCCUUAAGUAUGGAGCAAAUGGGAAGGAACCAAAUGGGUUUUAAGCUCUAUUUUCCUCCAACACUUGAUUUUUUCAUUUCAAUUAAGAAAUUAGUUUCUCAAUAUUAAAUGAAUCUUUUGGUGUACAAAGAAGAAAUCCAUUCCAAUGAAUUUCUGAAGAGUUGUGUAAGCAAUAACCUCAAUUUUACAAAUGGGAUGGACCGACUUUUUUUGUGCAAAACUGUCAUUUAUACUCAGUGACAUUUAAGAUCAACUAGUAAUUGUUUUGUGUUGGGAAUCUUAGGAUACAUUUUCUGUGCAUUACCAAUUUGUUUGUAAAAACUCCAUGUUUUUGGGAGUAUUCUUAUGUUGAAACCAUUGAAAAAAAUCACUUGUUCAUCCAUCUAUUUUCAUUGGCUGCAUUCAGUACACUUUUUUUUUGUGGUCAUUACUCCAAGUCUCCAACCUAGCGUACCCCUUUCUUUGGCCUCAUAAGAUCCCAUCCUUUUCACUUGUCUCUAUGGUAUGAGUGAGUUUGAUUGGCCAGGAGUGUAUAAGUGGAAAAAUAUUCUCAAUAUUUUUGAACACUGCAUGUUACUUGUGAUUGUGAAGAGUAAUGAGGAGGAGCACUAAGCUUCGUAUAAACAUCCUGACAAUGUUAUUGAGGAUCUUUAUCUAUAUCCUUGUCAUGCUGGAUUUGAUCCUCUUGCUCGAAAUUCUAAAUUUGUUGUCCUGGUUCCCUAAAGCUCCAAAAGGA
Cuscuta campestris is the source of this 2020-nucleotide messenger RNA. The record is from the annotation of a GenBank genome assembly. Lineage: Eukaryota; Viridiplantae; Streptophyta; Magnoliopsida; Solanales; Convolvulaceae.